Sinocyclocheilus rhinocerous is the source of this 5600-nucleotide messenger RNA. RefSeq names its product U2AF homology motif (UHM) kinase 1 (gene uhmk1). The record is from RefSeq and is a predicted model, not a curated record. The transcript is spliced from 8 exons. Lineage: Eukaryota; Metazoa; Chordata; Actinopteri; Cypriniformes; Cyprinidae. Bases 336 to 1628 code for a protein of 430 amino acids. Gene Ontology annotation, biological process: regulation of protein export from nucleus; peptidyl-serine phosphorylation; positive regulation of translational initiation. Gene Ontology annotation, cellular component: nucleus; neuronal ribonucleoprotein granule. Gene Ontology annotation, molecular function: protein serine/threonine kinase activity; ribonucleoprotein complex binding; ATP binding.
GCCACCAAAACAGUGGCAGGAAUUUGUCAGCUCGGUCCAAAACUGGGUUUCAUGGAUCCGCUGUGUCUUUGAGGCGCCAUCUCGGCUUUUCGGAUCUUUAAGAUCCGACUAUGGUGCGGCACUUCGGACCAAUUUGUGCUUUUGCGUUAAAAUAUGGCAUUUGAAUCCAUCUUCGUCAGCAGUUGGUAGUUAGCUGUAAACGUUGGCUUGCAGGAAAGCACUAUGCAAAGAUCAGUUUAGCAAAAAUAAAGUUUCUGCAAAGGGCAACUAAUGGAGCAUACACUACUUAUUAUAAACCUGAUAGUAUUUAACUCCGAUUAUUACUGAUAUUACUCAUGGCUUGUAGUUCUAGCUCCAAUGCAAAAAUGUCCAAUCCAAAUGUCAGCACACCGGCGAUGGCGGUGACACCAGACGCCGUGGAUCAGAAGACAAGCCCGGUGGUAUUUGAGAUUUACGGAAAGAUCUGGAACGUGCAGGCUCGUCUGGGGCAGGGCGUCUCGGCCUCGGUGUACCGGGUGAACUCCGGCCGGGCGAGUUCUGCAGUGAAGGAGUUUCAGGUGGACGCGCAGGGUGGAGAUUACGGGUAUCUCAAGGAAAGCUCUGUGCUGGAGAAGAUUCAGGGACAUAAAAAUAUAGUGACGCUGUAUGGAAUGUUCACCAAUCACAACCCAUUUGGUGUGGCCACUCAUUGUCUGUUGUUGGAGCUUUUGGAUGUGAGUGUGUCAGAAUUGCUGGUCAGGGUGAGUAAUCAGGGGCAUUCCAUGUGGUUGAUUCAGCACUGUGCCCGUGAUGUUUUGGAGGCCCUUAGCUUCCUGCACAGAGAAGGUUACGUACAUGCUGACCUCAAGCCCCGCAACAUUCUCUGGAGCGCUGAUGACGAGUGCUUUAAGCUCAUUGACUUCGGCCUUAGCUUUAAAGACGGACACCAGGAUGUGAAAUACAUCCAGACAGAUGGAUACCGGGCACCUGAAGCCGAGCUGCAGAACUCACUGGCCAAGGCAGGUCUAGAGAGCGACUCUGGCUGCACAACUGCUGUGGACCUGUGGAGUCUGGGAAUCGUUCUUCUGGAGAUGUUCUCAGGAAUCAAACUGAAAGAAACUGUGAAGUCUCAGGAAUGGAAGGAUAACAGUUCUGCAAUAGUAGACCAUAUCUUUUCAAGCAAUGCGUUGGUUUACCCGGCUAUCCCUGUUUUUCAUUUGCGGGAUCUGAUCAAAAGUAUGCUUCACAAUGACCCUAAACUGAGAAGCACAGCUGAGUCAGCAUUAAACAACCCUUUCUUCAGCAUUCCCUUUGCACCUCAUAUUGAAGAUUUGGUUCUUUUGCCUACACCUGUCUUGAGACUACUAAACGUGAUCGACGACAACCACCUGUAUAAUGAGGAUGAUUAUGAAGAUAUAAUAGAGGACAUGAAAGAAGAAUGUCAGAAGUAUGGCACGGUUGUAUCCUUAUUGAUCCCAAAAGAGAAUCCUGGCAAGGGACAGGUGUUUGUGGAGUAUGCAAAUGCUGGAGACUCCAAAGAAGCCCAGAGACUGCUGACAGGCCGAACGUUUGAUGGCAAGUUUGUGGUCACUACGUUUUAUCCACUUAGUGCCUAUAAGAGAGGUUACUUAUACCAAACUGUGCAGUAAGGCUGCACACACACCUCCAUACACAAGAUGUAAAUUACAAUCAUGUUACUGGUUUAAAACCCUUGAUCUGUGUAUUACUCUGUUGUGCUACCUUUAAUAUUUACGUGUGUCACUAAGAGCAACAUUGUUGUGAAUAUAGGCACACAUGCAAUUUAACUUGAGUGUAACAAGGAGAAAAGAUUUAGUGCCUGCUUCCUACUUCCUUUUUUACUAAAUGAUAACAACAUAAGACAAUUAUAUUUACUGUGUGAUAGCUGGUUGCCAGACAUUCAAUAUGUAUGCUUCCAUACUUUUUCAUUUUGAUUUUUUUUUUUUUUGCAGUGGAAUUGAUACACUGCUUUGGUUUACACUGCCUUCUAAAUAACAGAUCACUUCAGAGACUAGGUUUACAUGCUCUUUGAAUGUCUACAAUUCCAAAAAUGUGUAGUUUAUGUGGCCUGUUUUCUUCCGUUCUUUUUUCCGUUGUUGGGUUUGGUGAAGGUAUGUAGGUAUUUCCAGUAAUUAUGCACAUAUUUAUAAACUACUGGCAAAAUUCACUGGCCUGCAUGCACUGUGGCGUGGUUAACAUUUAUGUUCAACUUCACCAUGAAAGCUGUUUAACCGCAUUUAAACUGAAGAUGGAAAUCUGCAGAGAGCACAAAUACGACAGAGCGGCUAGCCUUGUGCUAUAGAUCAUUCUUAAGUGACUUUUUUUUUUGCUUAUUCAGGGUUGACUGGAAUGAGACUCCAUGUCUAACACAAAAGCCACAAUCUGUCUCAUCCAAAACCUCUCUGGAUAUGUUUAUUGAACAAUAUGCUUUUAAGUAUAUUGUUUAAAUAUAUAUUGUGUCUGAGAACUCAUCAAAAACAUAUCAAGUGGACUUCUUUGGAAAAUACUCAAGGGUUAAAAUGUGUGGUACUGUAUUUUGUGCAAAGCAAUGUAACUCAUACCUUCAUAGCACAUAUGUGAAGAUUCAUGAGCAAAUAUUCUACUAUGUAUUUUCAUUAAGCUGGACUGCCCUGACACAUUGAUAAAUAAUGCUGUUAUUGUGAGAAUCACUUACUUUACUAUCUAAGAUGCAGUAACACAAAUGAGUUUCAGAAAGGCUUUUACCUAUUGUUAAAGCUGAAAUGCUUUCUACAGACACGUUCAAGUCAAUUGUGUCAGCUAUUUGAACGGAUUUUACUAUCUGUACAAUAAUGGUGAGGGAUUUUGAAGUCGUAAUAUUAUUUAAAGGCUUUUCCAGUUGUGAUAGGUAUAGGUAUAUUCCUGGUAUCAUAGUGUUUUCCAAUCAGUUUGUCUGUGAUUGCAUGAAGGGAGUCUUUAAUAGUACUACAGAGCUUCCUGACACUUGAGCAGUUGUUCGUAUCGUCUGAUGGUUUGUCAGUCAUCCAGGUUGAUUGUUUUUCUUUCUACUGUCCAGUGAAUGCCAUAAAGUCAGUUUUCUCUGUCCUGCAGUCUAGAAACAUGAUUAUUCACUUCCAGGGCAGUGAGCUCUAAUAUGAUUAGUGUACAAGACUGUGUGAGGAAAGAACAGUUGAAGUUGAAGUUUAAACUUAAAACGUCCUUAAAAAAAAAAAAAACUCUAGAUGGGGUGUGGAUUAGAUGGCAUUGUGGCAAAUAGUUUUUUUUUUUUUUUGAUGGGAAUGUUUUAGGAGUGUUAUUGUAGGAAAAGGGCACUUUGGUUGAACUGAUUUGCAUUUCCUGAGUGUGUGUCAUUCCAGAUUUACUUAAAUUCUUGCUCUGAGCAUUGGAAAGAAAGUGUGAUAGAUCUAGAUUUUAUACACUUAUGUGUAUCUCUCUCCCUCUCACUCUUGCUCAUUAAUGGUGAUGACAUUUGAGAGAAUUGUGGAGAUGUUGAGCAAGAGAUCUUUUAGUAUCCUGCUCAUAUGAAUCUGGUCUGCUGCCACUGGACUAGGCAUCUCACAAUAAAAAAAUAGUGAAUUUUACAUAAAUGUGACUAUAGUAAGUUUAAGUGCAUCUUCUGUCUGUGAGCCAUCCUUACUUUAAUUUAGCCUGCUGUUAAUAUAAAUCCACAAUAAAAUUCCAAAUUUAUCAACUACUUUUUCCUCAAGCAAUAUCAUCAAAGAUGCUCAAAUAGAGCCCCGAGGCCCCUUCUAACACUUUUGAAAAGCACAAAAGAUUUAUUUUCAUAACUAACUAUUGCAUAGAACCUGGGAUGGGUGUCUGUCAGGGAUCAUUUCAUGCUGCCUUAAUUUUUUUUUUUUGUGUGUGUGUUUUUUUUUUUGUAUGCUGUAAUAAUGUCAUAGUCAGUACAUGCUAGACCAUGAGAAAAGUGCCAAAUUUUUUUUCAAAAGCCUUCCCCCCCCCCCCACCAGCAACCCUGGAGAAAUACCCAAGACUGCAGGGAAGCCAUAUAUAUAUAUAUACACGUUUAUCUUGAAAUGCAUUUAGCCUAAAUGCCUUUACAUGUGUCCGGGAACAUUAAAAUCUGUUCCAGUUGGAUGCCAGAGAUCAUAUGAACAGUAAAGCACAGUGCUGGAGUUUGGCUGGCCUUUGUGUUUGUGCAGUGAGUAAUGAGCCUAACAAGAGAAAACACUGUAGGGUGUAACCACAGAUAGACAUGGGAGUGAAAUGCUCUUUGGACCUUAAUAACUCGAGAAAGGUUGGAGAACUAAAUGGCAUCUUGAAUGGUGAGAAAGAUUUUGAGUUGGUGACUAGAAAGGACAUACUGAAAUUCUAGUCAGUAAUAGAGAAAAUACAUGCAAACAUCCUUGUCUUUUACCUACAUAUUUAUGAUCAUAAUUUCCUUUGCAACCCUCUUUAAAUAUGUAUUGGCUGCUUUAUUGGUUUCAAUAUUGCAAUAAAGAAACUAAAGUCAUACAUAUCACACAUAUCUCAUAGCAGGCAUAUGACCUUUGAAGGAAAGGGGUAAGAACUCACCUGACAGUACAGUCAUUUAAAGUGUGAACUUAUAAGGCAGCAAGGUGAUAAGCUGACAUGAAUCAUGGAUAGAUAAUAAAAUAUAAGGGUUAUAGGUCAGAAACUGAAUAUGUGGCUUUGCUAAGGUGAAAAACAAACAAGAAAGUCUUGUAUUAUUGAAAUCGGGUCAACUUUUUUUUGUACUGCAUUAGGUUAAAGGAUCAGAGGUUAAGACGAUUCUUCAAAUCACUUGGUAAUCUGAAAGCUGAGUAAACAGACAACAGAAGUGAGUUCAUGUGUGAUCUACUGUUUGCAGUGAAAAGUCAUGGUAACAUGCUGACUUCACAAAGGCAUAUAAUGCAUAUAGUGGGCUACCAUGAUCAAAAGGUUUGUAGAAAUAGUGUUUACAGUACAUUUGUGGUACACAAGUGCAUUACAGUGGUUGAAAUGCAGGGUUUAUAGUAUCAAAGCAGUAAGGAUAACGAUGGGAAUUGUGAUGAAAUGUCUCUCAUUGUUUUGUAUGCAGAUUCUAUUUAUGAUGCUUCCCUUUAAAACAUGCUUUUCAACUGUGAAAAUUCCCUCCAAAGCUUUUAAAACAGUUUUACAGUCUGACACGUCCAGUCCGAAGGAUAUUCUUUGAUAGAUUAUGUAAAUCUGGUACGGUGAAGUCUAUAAGUCUACAAUUUGAUAACAGGAGAUUAAAAUGAAUAUAUUCAAUAGUUAAGGUAAAUAAUAAUUGAAUUUUACAUUGGAGGUGUGGUGCUGGUGGCCUACAUUACCAUUAUUUUGCUCCAUAUUCAGACAAUCAUGUGUUCUUGUAUAACCUUCCUCGUUUCAAUCUUGUGUGAUUGGGCGAAAGAUAAUUCUUUGUGACGCUCUGCCUUAAAGUCCACAUAAUAUGUGGCAGGGAAAACAAACCUAAACUUGAAUUUGAACAUGCUACGAAGUAUAAAAAUGAUCUUAACAUUGAGGAUGAGUGUUUUCUGUAUUAGUUGGAGUAAAAAAGAUGUUGUAUAUGUCAUUUGUAAAAUGCAAGUUGAGCAGAUGAUCAUCUACUAAGGAUCAUGGGAGACUGACUUAAGAGCUCUCGAUGGAAUGAAUAAUGUUCA